Messenger RNA from Schizosaccharomyces cryophilus OY26, 1822 nucleotides. Its product is annotated as alpha-1,6- mannanase. The transcript has a single exon. The coding region runs from base 283 to 1620 and encodes 445 amino acids. The record is from RefSeq and is a predicted model, not a curated record. NCBI's taxonomy places the organism in Eukaryota, Fungi, Ascomycota, Schizosaccharomycetes, Schizosaccharomycetales, Schizosaccharomycetaceae. Gene Ontology annotation, biological process: carbohydrate metabolic process.
UAUAGUGAGUAUCAGAUUUGUUGGCUGUUUCUAUCAAUUCAGUUGUUUUAAAGUUCCAUUGUUUCUCGUUUGCGAUUUCCUAAAGGCAAAUCUACGAUCGGUAAAAAUCAUUUCGUGAUUGUCGACUCCUUGUGCUUUACUUUGGUUUUACUUAAUUUCGUUUCUCCUGUUGCUUUCUCUUUUCAUACCGCUUGGUGAAGACUGUAAAACAGAUCCUCCAAUUAUCUUUUGUCUAUUUACUUACUUACGUAUACACUCGCUUAAUUUUUGCUUUGCUUCAGAAUGACUGGCGAUAACAAAUACUUGGACGGUGGGUUGUCCACCCUUCAGAAAUGCUUCAAAGCCUUCUUUGACAAGCAUUCGGACAAAAUGGGUAGCUCUGAUAAUGUCUCCGGAACUUAUAAUGACAGUGGUAGCUACAUUUACCUUGUUUGGUCGGUUGCUGUUUAUGCCGAGGCUAUGGCAGAUACCUUAAAGUUUACAAACAAGUUUGAAAAAAAGUUUGAAAACGUAUUUCAAUGUUUAAAGAGGUACUGGUCUCCAGAGUACAAUGCUUGUUGUGCUAGUUACUAUUUUCAAGGAAACAAUGAUGUUUAUUUUGACGAUAACGCUCAAGUAGCCAUUGCUCUGGCUACCGCUGGAUACUAUACUUCUAAUAGCUCUCGGAAAAAGCAGUACUUAGACAGAGCCGAAGCAAUUAUUUCUUUUCUUAUCAAUCGUGGAUGGAAUCAACAGAAAGGCGGUGUAGCUUGGCAUGUGAACUCUGGAAGUCCUCCUGGAGGUAACUUGAAUGCUUGUUCCACUGCCAUGUCAGCCCUGGCUGCUUUGCGACUUGCUUUCGCUGUGGAUGACAAUAAGAAGAAACAACAGCUCGUAUCGUUUGCUUGGAAUUGUGUUGAGUGGAUUCAUAAUAAUUUGGUUGACAACUCUCAUCUCGUUUGCGAUGGUCUAAGUAUGAAGGACGGCAAAUGGACCCUUGACUCUGUAAAGUUUACUUACAAUACCGGCGCUACUUUGGCUAGUAUGUCUUUGCUUCUCGGAUUUGAGGAUAUUAUUAAGGGGCUUCCCAAUAUUGGCAAAAUACAUUCUUACAUGGAAAACAUGGCCGAAGCUGCUCUUAACACGAAAAGUGCUAUGUACGAUCAAUCCUGCAAGACCGAUUUCAAAACUUGGAAAGAUAAUACCUUUUUCGCUCAGCAUCUGGCUGAGGGAUUAAUGACUUUUUCUUUUGCUAUGCCCACUUCUUCUUACGCAAAGCCUGCUCAGCAAAUGGUCUUUGAUCAAGCAGAGUUUAUAAUGAAGUACAUCCGCGAUCCCAAGGACGGUCUCUAUUUCCGUGAUUUGAAUCUCUAUAAAAUCAGUCAAGAUUUAACGAAUACCUUUAACAAAAUUUUUCAUGCUAACCAGAAUUUUCAGCCAGAUAAAGAUGAACGCAUCCAAGGUGAUGGUCCAGUUGAAAAACAACCACUCUGCAAAUCAUUGAUUGGAAGCUCAGGUGCCGCUCGGAUGCUAUUUCCCGCUGCUGAAAUAAAAAUUCGUAGCGAAAAUCCUCAAAAGGGUCCUAUUUUAGGAAGACGACCCUCGGGCGGCAAAGAUGACAAAAGUUGUUUUAUAUGCUAAGUUCCUUACUUUCCCUUCGCAUUCUCCACUUUUUAAAUACCUCUCUACCCACUACCUAAUUAUGGAGAUUUUAUGAACGGCAUUUUAUCACCCAAGACGGUUCCUUGUUCAAUGAAGAAAAAUAUACUAUAAACUUCUUUACAGAGUUAUUUAAGCAAUAAAAUAUUAUUUUCCUCUAUCAUAUAUAAAGAUAACCUUCUGC